AUGUUUUAGUAAAUGUGAAAUGCAAGAUGCGCCGAUUGCUGUAACGUACGUAUAUGUAUGUGCAUAUUUACCACGCGAACCCGUUUUUGGUGAAAAUGCUAUGAAUUUGCCAUUGUAAUGAUAGAUUGCAUUGUGGGUGUCAAUAUUAAGUGACGGCCAUAUUUGCCGGUGCCGCUCCGCUGUAAACAAAAAGUGUCUGAGGGAGACAGAGACGCUUCAGUGAAUUUCAGGACAUUUUUAUUUCUUUAAUUUACAAUGUCUCUGGGAAUGUCUUACAAACCCAACCUCCACCAACACAUUCCGGGAACUUCCGUGAACCAGGUUGGUAACGUGCAUUCUCCGUCAACAAGCCUAGCAACGUUACAGUCCUACAGGCCAAUAGUGAACGACUACGGACCGCCUUCCUUGGGUUUUACACAGGGUACGAGCGCAACCCAAGUGCCUCAGAGCAAAUACGCCGAGCUCCUGGCCAUCAUCGAGGAGCUGGGCAAGGAGAUCAGGCCAACGUACGCAGGCAGCAAAAGUGCCAUGGAGAGACUAAAAAGGGGAAUAAUUCAUGCCAGAGGCCUGGUGCGGGAGUGCUUGGCAGAAACAGAGAGAAACGCACGCUCUUAAAUACCAGAGCCGCCCUGUCAACAGCACUCCAACCUCAACACCCAAUCAGAGUCACCGUGUCAACACAACCUAACCUGAAGACCCAAUCAGAGUCACCGUGUCAACACAACCCAACCUCAACACCCAAUCAGAGUAACCGUGUCAACACAACCCAACCUCAACACCCAAUCAGAGUAACCGUGUCAACACAACCCAACCUCAACACCCAAUCAGCGUCACCGUGUCAACACAACCCAACCUGAAGACCCAAUGAGAGUCACCGUGUCAACAGCACUCCAACCUGAAGACCCAAUCAGAGUCAACACAACCCAACCUGAAGACCCAAUCAGAGUCACCGUGUCAACACAAACCAACCUGAAGACCCAAUCAGUCAUCGUGUCAACGUACUUCAGCCUGAACACCCAACUGGAGCCAACCUGAAGAACCAAUACAUCUCAAGACUUCCUCUCUUCUAAAAAUUAUUUAAUCAGAACUGGAAACUCCAGAGAUGCUCAGAUCCUCUGAGUCCAGUAGUAACGCUGACUUUCUUUGCUUCCUGACAGUUAAUCGGCUGCCACUGAUUGGCCAGUGAUCCCACUGACCUGUAGUCCGUGGUCUAAAUCAGUCCCUGAUUGGAGGGAGAGAAUGGAGACCAGCAGCACAUUCUGGCUUCCAGAGCCAGGUUUAAGUAGCCCUGCAAUACACCUUUCCGCAAAACAGCUAAAAUAAAAUAAAAUGAAAUAAACACAGAGACAUCUGACCAGGGGGAUGUGGAAACAGGAGCGAGUGUCCAGUGUUUGGGCCGCUCAGACAGGAACUGCCUGGUAUUAUUUGUGUUCCCAUUUGGGAAUAUAUGAAUUUUCUUGACUGCUUCUAUAAAAAAAAAAUUUUUAAUAAAAAGAAUUUGCAUGCUAGGUAGGACUGCCCCCUGGAUAAUUCUAGAAAACUGCAUGGCUUGUACAGGGUAAGACGGUAGCAAGGGGCAUGUAACGAUGGAUUAGGAUCUUUUUAACACACUAAUACGUAGGCGACAAGGACGAAGACCAAAUAUACUGUACCAUGAAGCGGAUUUGGAUAAACUGUUGUAAUAAAGCCAUUAUUUGCAUCUUUGUAAGUAUUUAUUACUCAGUGUAAUAAAACGUAUUUUCAUUACA
Molecule: messenger RNA, 1748 nt
Organism: Anguilla rostrata (American eel)
Lineage: Eukaryota; Metazoa; Chordata; Actinopteri; Anguilliformes; Anguillidae
Product: cyclin-dependent kinase 2-associated protein 1-like
Exons: 4
Coding region: 256-615 (119 amino acids)
Cellular component (GO): nucleus; cytoplasm
Source: RefSeq, a predicted model, not a curated record